AUGGCCAUCGCUGCCGCAUGCCGGGACUCGCUGCAGAGCUUUGAAUGUGCUUGUCGAGACAAUACAAUAAACUUCGAAACCAUUCAGCAUAUGCUUGAUAAGCUAUUCUUAGUGAAUGGUGAGGUUCCAAAUGAUCUAGAAUCCCUUGAACUAUUGGACGCCUUCGCUGAUCACUUCACAACGACAUGUGAAGAAGAGGUUCGGAGGAUGGUUUUUCAUCUACUUUUCCCCUGUGGAUUUAACGUCAAUCCACUCCGAGAACAAUUUCUUAUUAGGCUGACUCAAUUGGCCAUAUGCGUUGGUUUGACACCUCUGCUCGAUUUGGUCGCGGUCUGGUUAAAGGGGCAAAUAUUUCUAGUGAUUCAGUCGCUUUCUUCUUCCAAAGAUUACUGUCUUUUGGAUGAGAGACUAGUCGAAGCUGCUCGACCAGUCUCGAGUUUCAUUCGGCGCAUUUUCGAUAGCCUGAUGACUGUUGACGGGAUGUCAGAAGUCUGCAAAGACUUGCACGAGAAUGCCGACUUUUCUAACGCGGCUAUAUUCGACAAACCCUUCAUCAAUCUCCUUCGUUUGUCUCCUCUCUUCGUCUCAGCUCUCGUUUCAGGCGUCACUUUAGCCUACUCAACGCCGUUUAUUCAAGGUGAGAAGGAGCUAUUUCCGCCCCCAUUAGUGAUCGAAAUCUUAAUUAUCUGGCUGAAAAGUAGUCCUGCGCAGGUUGUUCGUCAGGACUGGACUACAGUCGAUUGGAAAACGUUCUUUUUAAGCAAUCCGCCCCGUUUUCUCGAUAUGUCUAAAGUCAAGGGGCAGGAUUGGCCCCUUCUCUUGGCAGAGGCUUGGCAUCCUUUUUAUCAUCAAAUUGGUACGGAUAUCGGUGUAUUUCUUGAUUUCCGUCGGUUCGAGGUUGAGUUGAGUAAUUUUGCAACUCCCUUGAAUCGUGGCAAGCAUUCGCGGAAUUCGAGUGGAAUGGCCGCGGACAUGGUGCCUAUUAUGUGGCGACUAAAAUUCUCCACAGAACUUAAACCUUUGCUUAGUCGUUUUGGUGCAGUUUUUGCGGAAGGUGUCUGCUCAGAACUCUUUCUGAUACGAAUAGCUGAACUGGUGUUCAUCUGCUGGCGAAGUGGCCGUCUGCUCGAAUGUGAUUCCGGUGAUGUAUCCAAUGCGCUCAGGCCCUUUUCGUCUGAGGGGAUAAUACAAAUUGUGGAACAGGGCCUUCGCAUUUAA
Molecule: messenger RNA, 1218 nt
Organism: Echinococcus granulosus
Lineage: Eukaryota; Metazoa; Platyhelminthes; Cestoda; Cyclophyllidea; Taeniidae
Exons: 6
Coding region: 1-1218 (405 amino acids)
Source: RefSeq, a predicted model, not a curated record